Molecule: messenger RNA, 2877 nt
Organism: Bufo bufo (common toad)
Lineage: Eukaryota; Metazoa; Chordata; Amphibia; Anura; Bufonidae
Gene: PTPRR
Product: protein tyrosine phosphatase receptor type R
Exons: 14
Coding region: 62-2053 (663 amino acids)
Biological process (GO): protein dephosphorylation
Molecular function (GO): protein tyrosine phosphatase activity
Source: RefSeq, a predicted model, not a curated record
UGUGCCCGUAGCCAAGCAGGCAUCCUGAACACCGCCAAAGUGUCUCCUGGAAGAUGCUGCUAUGAAGGUGGCAGCCAGCAUCACUAAGCAGAGGAGCUGCUGCUUCCCUGUCCUCUGCCUCCUGCUCUUCACAGCUGCCGAGUGCUUCUCUGGAGACCAUGAUCAUAUCUUGGCAGUCCGUGAGAAGAGGACCUGGAAACCCAGAUUCAUUUACAGUCAUGUACAAAGUAUUGAAAAGAGUUUGGAUCUAGAAAGGCAGAAAAAGCCUGAACACAAUUUUCAUUCUUCAGCCCACUUGAAAAUCAGUAAAUAUAUUGAGCCCAAGUUUGUAAGCUCAGCUUUCCCUCGAUCAACUCACGACCAGCCACUGAAUCUGCUGGCCUCAGAGGAUCGAGAUGUUCAAGUGGAAAAUCUUCCUGUUCCACAAUCGAGUGUGAUUUUAGUGAUGUUAAAGAUGGAUGUUAACAAGCUAAACACAACAUUGCUGCGGAGGUUUCGCCAAGGUGUAGCCGCAGCUCUAGGUCUCAUGCCGCAGCAAGUUCACAUCAAUCGCCUAAAUGGAAAGAAGAACUGUGUAGAGCUGUUUAUAUCUCCACUAAACAAAAAGAUAGGUGUCCCGGACACCCUGCCCUCUGCAGAGGUUCUACGUUCACUCAACCUCCACACACUGCACCAAAGAUUGUCCAACUUCGGAAUAACGGAAGUGUCUCCAGAGAAAAAUGUUCUGCAAGGACAACAUGAGGCUGAUAAGAUCUGGACCAAAGAAGGAUUUUACACUAUUGUUAUAUUCCUCAGCACAUUUGUCAUAAUCGUCACAUGCCUAAUGGUACUUUACAGAUUAAAAGAAAAGAUCCAGUUUUCAUUGAGUCAGGACAAAAAAAAACAAGAGAUACACCUGUCCCCGCUGUCGGUUCAGCCUACACAGUCUGAGGCAAAGCGUUCGAGCAGUAUGGUUCAUACUGUACAAAUCCCCAAAGCUGUGAAUGUUGUUGUGGACCCACAGUGCCCAGGCACCUUUGAGCUUAGACUUCCAGCUUCUGCAGGACCCUCACCAUUUAAGAUGAAACCUGUGGGCCUACAAGAAAGGAGAGGUUCCAAUGUCUCGCUUACAUUGGAUAUGACUGGUUUAGGAAUGGUAGAACCUUUCAAUGUGGCUCCAAGACCAAGAGAGAAAGUUGCCAUUGAAUACCUUCAAACAGCCAGUCGUGUUCUGACCAGACAACAGCUCCAUGAUGUUGUUCAAAGCUCCCAUUUGCUUCAUACAGAAUUCAUGGAAAUACCAAUGAAUUUCAUGGAUUCCAAAGAAAUUGAUAUUCCAAGUCAUGGAACCAAAAACCGCUACAAAACUAUACUGCCAAAUCAAGUAAGCAGAGUGUGUUUAAAACCAAAGAACCCAAAAGAUGCAUUGAGCACCUAUAUAAAUGCUAAUUAUAUCAGGGGCUAUGGUGGUAAAGAGAGGAGGUUUAUUGCUACUCAAGGACCAAUGAUAAACACAGUCAAUGACUUCUGGCAGAUGGUUUGGCAAGAAGAUGUCCCUGUUAUCGUUAUGAUCACCAAGCUCAAGGAAAAAAAUGAGAAAUGUGUCCUGUACUGGCCAGAGAAGAGAGGAAUCUAUGGAAAUGUUGAGGUACUUGUCAACAGUGUCAACGAACAUGAGUACUAUACGAUCCGGAGCCUGACAAUAAAGCAAGGAAGCCAGUCACGCAUCGUGAAACAUUACUGGUACACGUCCUGGCCUGACCACAAGACUCCAGACGGUGCUCAGCCUCUGCUUCAACUCAUGCUGGAUGUGGAGGAAGACAGUAAUGCAUUCACGGGCAGGGGUCCAGUGGCAGUACACUGCAGUGCUGGAAUUGGGAGAACUGGUUGUUUCAUUGCUACAUCCAUUGGCUGUUGUCAACUGAGAGAAGAAGGAGUUGUAGAUGUAUUAGGCAUUGUCUGUAAGCUAAGAAUGGACAGGGGUGGAAUGGUUCAGACAAGUGAACAGUAUCAGUUUGUACACCAUGCCCUGAGCCUUUAUGAAAGCCGCCUCUCUACAGAAACAGUUCAGUGAAAGUCUGAGAGUUUAAGCAACAGAGAUCUUUUUUUAGGUAAUUCCCUGAAUUACCGACCAGCAGUUUUUUGAAGGAGUAAAGUAGGCUCCAUGGACAAGAACGUUCGCAAAAGUAAACGUGUGAGGAAAUGUCGAAAACUCUGAUACGGUUAGAUGGACUAUAGUGUGUCAUUGAAUGUACCUGCACUGCAGAAAGCUAUGGCUGGUAUAGAAGAUGUAUAUGGAUUCUCCAUAUGUACCCGGAAGGUGGAUGUACCUUGGAAAUAGGAUAAUCUACUGCACAGAAUGUACGUACUACUGCUCCAGUGGCUGGGUAUCUAACGAUUAUUCAAUGUAUAUGAAAUAAACGUUUGCAAACUUUGUGUCUUGUAAAUGGACUGUCAGUUGUCACUCUGUUAAGUGCUAUUACUUAUUAUGUGGUGAAUCUGUCUCCUGCCCACAUAAGACUAUUGCUGCUAGUGUUCUCAGUACUAUGAUAGUUGAUUUUUUUAUUAAAUAAUAUUUCUUCAUUUCUGUCCAAACGGUUCAGAAACAGUGAACCUGUUAUAUGGAGAUGUCUUCUUGUUCUAUUAGCAAUUGUGAAUUUCCAGCAGGAUAUAUAACAGAGCACAAUGUACUUUAUUCAGUGGAUAUGCAUUUGGUGUAUACUGUCGGUUGUACUACUUGCUGCGCCUCUUCUCCAAAUCUGAAUACAGUGUAUUUGUAAAUCCUGUGAUUAAUUUUACCUGACAACUUUAUAGCAUAUAUUGAAACUGCAAGAAAUAAACCUGUUGUCUGCAGAACGAUAAUUUGGUGCCAUAGUGGUUUUGUAAUACUUUAUCCAA